AUGACUUCUGUCACUGCUUCAAAGCCCUACCCCCCGGGCAUCCAUGUCCCCAGUUUGACAUGGUUCCAAGGCACGAAGGAGCAAGAAAUCGACUGGGAUGUCCAGUCAAAACACUUGGAGUUUCUUGUCAAGUCUGGCCUUCAUGGAAUCGUUCUGGCUGGUACCAAUGGAGAGGCCGUCACUCUGAGCCACAGCGAAAAGAGCGAGCUCGUGCGCCGCACGCGUGAGAUGGCCAUCAAGGCUGGUCGUCCUGACCUAACCAUCACUCUUGGCUGCGGAGGCCAAUGCACACGCGACGUCAUUGCCGAAACUCGACUCGCCAAGGAUGCAGGUGCUGACUAUGUGCUUGUGCUGACCCCAAGUUACUUCCACUUCGCCAUGAACCAGGAUGCGAUUGUGUCCUUCUUCCAAGAGCUUGCUGAUGCCAGCCCCCUACCCAUCGUCAUCUACAACUUCCCCGGUGUUGUUGCGGGACUUGACCUGAAUUCGGAGAUGUUGGAGACUCUUGGCAAGCACCCCAACAUCGUUGGAGUCAAGCUCACAUGUGGUGGUAUUGCCAAGGUAGCCCGUGUCCGCGCUGCAUUCGAACCAGAGCAGUUCAGCGCCCUGGCUGGACAGAGUGACUGGCUCACUCCUGCCCUUGCCGUGGGAGGUACGGGUGUCAUUACCGGCAUUGCCAACCUCUUCCCCAAGUACUGCAUUGAGAUCUACGACCUGUUCCUUGCUGGUAAGACCAAGGAGGCUGAAGCUGCCCAGCUCAAGCUGGCCAAGAUGGAGUGGGGUUUUGCUAAAGGAGGUAUCAACGGCACAAAGUGGGUGACGGCCAAGAUCCUAGGAUAUCCUUUGGAGAGCUGCCACUGCCGACGACCUUAUCCUCAAUACGUUGAUGCUGCCAAGCAAGACUGGAUCCUAGCCACUUGCAGUAUCCUGAUCGAGGAUGAGGCCCAGCUGAACGCAAGAAAUUGA
This is a messenger RNA of Clonostachys rhizophaga, 966 nucleotides long. The record is from the annotation of a GenBank genome assembly. NCBI's taxonomy places the organism in Eukaryota, Fungi, Ascomycota, Sordariomycetes, Hypocreales, Bionectriaceae.